This is a messenger RNA of Striga hermonthica, 1689 nucleotides long. The record is from the annotation of a GenBank genome assembly. NCBI's taxonomy places the organism in Eukaryota, Viridiplantae, Streptophyta, Magnoliopsida, Lamiales, Orobanchaceae.
AUGGCGAUUUGUAGCUCGCUGUGCCCCUUCCCCACUCCUCCCUCUUCCCCUCGGAAGCCCCAUCUCUGUAACCCUACAUCGCCACAUCUCACCAGAGUUCUGUCCAAAAAUGGCGGGCACUUGACUGCUGGCGUGGACCUGCCGCCGGACUACGAGAGUUGGCUCCCGAAACGCGACCUCAGAAACCGCCGGCGGGCAGGGAUUCUCCUCCAUCCGACGUCCUUCCCUGGGCCCUAUGGCGUCGGCGAUCUUGGUCCCCAGGCCUAUCGGUUUCUCGACUGGCUUCAUGACGCCGGCUGCUCCCUUUGGCAGGUUCUUCCUCUUGUUCCUCCUGGGAGGAGGGCUGGUGAGGAGGGAUCUCCCUACUCUGGACAGGAUGCUAAUUGUGGAAAUACACUUUUGAUUUCUCUCGAGGAACUUGUUGAAGACGGUCUGCUUUCUACGGAAGAGCUUCCAAAUCCAAUAGACAUGGACCGCGUAAAUUUCACAGCUGUUGCAGAUGUCAAGGAUCCAUUGAUAGCUGAGGCUGCAAAAAGGCUUAUUCUAAGUAAGGGUGAGCUCAAGGAUCAGCUUCAAGCGUUCCGUAAGAAUCCAAAUAUUGCAGGUUGGCUUGAAGAUGCAGCUUAUUUUGCUGCCAUUGAUGACACGCUGAAUGCAUUUAGUUGGUAUGAAUGGCCUGAACCUUUGAAAAAUUGCCAUCUUGCUGCUCUGGAAGAAAUUUAUCAUAGCAAAAAGGAAUUUAUAGAUGUUUUCAUCGCUCAGCAAUUCUUGUUCCAAAGGCAAUGGCAGAAAGUUCGUGAUUAUGCUCGAACAAAGGGAAUCAGUAUAAUGGGAGAUAUGCCUAUUUAUGUUGGCUAUCACUCUGCUGAUGUGUGGGCUAAUAAGAAACAGUUUCUGCUGAAUAGUAGCGGUUUUCCUCAUCUAGUUAGUGGAGUCCCUCCCGAUGCCUUCAGUGAAACUGGGCAGCUGUGGAACAGCCCAUUAUAUGAUUGGAAGGCCAUGGAAAAAGAUGGAUUUUCUUGGUGGAUUCGACGUUUAAAACGUGCACAAAAUUUAUUUGACGAAUUCCGGAUUGAUCACUUUAGAGGAUUCGCAGGAUUUUGGGCCGUUCCUUCUGAAGCAAAAGUGGCAGUUGUAGGGCGAUGGAAAGUGGGGCCUGGAAAGUCUCUUUUUGAUGCAAUAUUUAGAGCUGUUGGAGAGAUCAAUAUCAUAGCAGAAGAUUUGGGGGUAAUAACAGAAGAUGUGGUACAGCUUAGGAGGUCCAUUGGGGCACCUGGGAUGGCAGUUCUCCAGUUUGGCUUUGGAAGUGAUGCCGAAAAUCCACAUUUGCCCCAUAAUCAUGAGAUGAAUCAGGUGGUCUACACAGGAACUCAUGACAAUGACACGAUUCGAGGAUGGUGGGACAUAUUGCCAAAGGAAGAGAAAGCUAACGUGGUAAAAUAUAUUGGUAAUAUCAAUGAGGAUGAUAUAUCGUGGGGCCUAAUACAGGCUGCCCUUUCGUCAGUAGCACAAACCACUAUAAUCCCCAUGCAGGAUGUACUUGCAUUGGGAAGUUCAGCUCGAAUGAAUGUCCCCGCAACUCAGUACGGAAACUGGAGCUGGAGAAUACCCAAAUCGACAUCAUUUGACGGCUUAACCUCUGAAGCAAAGAAACUAAGAGAUAUGCUUGCUAUGUAUGGCCGGCUAUAA